Molecule: messenger RNA, 1470 nt
Organism: Alternaria postmessia
Lineage: Eukaryota; Fungi; Ascomycota; Dothideomycetes; Pleosporales; Pleosporaceae
Exons: 5
Coding region: 1-1470 (489 amino acids)
Source: RefSeq, a predicted model, not a curated record
AUGACAGCGCGAAAAGAACGGGCAGCGCAGGAAGCUGUGAUACAGAACCUGCGCGCAGAGGGUCAAGCACUACAGAAGAGGUUGGCGACCGUGGUCUCAGAAUACGGUCUAUACUUGAAGAGGUCCAACGGCGCGAGCGAGCUUGUUCGCAGCGAAGUAAUGAAAUCACAAAAUACGACUACAGUCACUGUCCCUGGAACUGCAAGCAAGGAUGCCAUGAUAAUCCCAACUAACAAUGCCAUGGAUGCGGUUAUACUGGUUCUCAUCGAUGGGAUGAGCCACAUGGUUCAUGACCACUUGUACAGCAACGAUGGAGGUGCGGAAACUGCGAUGCGUCUUCGCGCUGUUGUGCGCGAGAAGCUUGCAGCAGUACUUCCCGCCAUCGCGCGGAGCGGGCGGUAUCAAAUCGUUAUCAAGAUCUUUGCUCAUUUGAAGACACUUUCACACCAUGUCAUCGGUGGAAAGAGACCUUUGGCAGUCCACUUUGCCGAGUUUAUGAAAGUUAGUCCGUUCUUUGACUUUGUGGACACGGGUGACGAGAACCAGGUGUCGAUAAGAAUUAGUGAAAACCUUAAAUUACACAUGGCGAGUGGACAAUGCAAGCACGUAUUUUUCUGUGCGGGUGGAUCACCAAGAUAUCAUGACACAUUGAGUCGCCAUCUUGCACAGAAGGAGAAAGUGACAAUAGUCACCGGCUUGGUUGUUGAUGAGAAAAUCCGUAGGCUUGGCUUGCGUACAGUGUCGUUCGCCAACGUCUUCAAAGCAAGCCAGCUGAACUAUGGAGUUAUCGACACUACGACCAAGCCAACUUCUACCAAGGCUCCAGCGGAUUUGAUUACGCCCAGGAUUUCGAAUACCUCCGUCACUGCUGUGCCGACUAAAGGUCCCACCAAUGUCAGCCUAGUCACCAAGGAAGUAGAUGUGCCUUCUCUUCCAUCACCCCUACCCACGCAAGCUCGCUACGGUCUUGUUCCUACCAAUCUAGCGAGGCAGCGACUCGAUGUUCGGAUGCAAAUUCCAACUCCUGCAGAGCUUCAGGCCUACAAAGAACGUACCAAGGUCCUGGAGCUCUGUAUUGAUUUCCACUUACAUGGAAACUGUAUCGCAAGCGAUUGUAUGCUAUCCCAUGGCAGCCCUCUGAGUCCAGAAGUCUACAAUGUUUUGGAAUACAAAGCACUCGGAACAUCAUGUUCCAAAGGGAGUGAAUGCCGAAGCUUAGGUUGCAUCAACGCGCAUGUUUGCCAGAAAGAGGAGUGCGCUCGCGCGGGCGGGAAGGCAGCCUUGUGCGGGCUGACAGAUGCUAUGCAUUAUGUGAGUCCGCACGUCGCUGAGUGGGUUGUAGGAUAUGAUGACGCUGUGCAGAGCGACUCACCGGUUCAGGGUGAUGUUAUCUCUAUUGCUGGACCCCGGGUAGAUGGUGGUGGCUCAGCGGCGUCUUGGACUACGCGUCUGGACGAGCUUUUAUCCUGA